Messenger RNA from Entelurus aequoreus (snake pipefish), 7640 nucleotides. RefSeq names its product KIAA1549-like a. Bases 225 to 4763 code for a protein of 1512 amino acids. NCBI's taxonomy places the organism in Eukaryota, Metazoa, Chordata, Actinopteri, Syngnathiformes, Syngnathidae. The record is from RefSeq and is a predicted model, not a curated record. The transcript has 24 exons.
AUCGCUGCGGUCACAGCAGGAACAUCAGACCGUGUGACGCGGGGACGGAGACAUACAAAUUCGCUCUUUGUUUCCCGGCAGAGAAUCAAACCUUCCUCCGUCGGAGGGUCCAUGGAGAGCGGAGCCUCGCUCGUGUCCGCCGGCACCAGCUCGACUUUGAUCGGAUGUCUUUCAGCUCCACGCCGCCGUUAGAUGUUGUCCAUCCAGGAUUAAUUGGUUGACCGAUGGCUCCCAAACAUGCGCUCCCUCCCAGCGGUUGUCCGGCGGCACCGAGCCUGCAUGCACGGACGAUGGCCGGCAGUUCGCCCAGGAAGGGGAAGAGGAUGCUGGGCCGGUGCUUCUUCAGCUUCGGUGCGGUGCUGAUGCUGAUCCAGUGCUGCUUGGUUGCUGAUGCUGAUCAUCAUGACUUAAUGUUUGCCUUGCCGAUGGACCCAAGUGUGACCUCUGGCCUCUCAGCCACCUUGGGGACUGGGGCCAAAGACAAAGACACAACAAAAGGUACCGACCCCAGCCAAAAGUUAGCGGAGUACAGGACGUCAGAGUGGAAUGAAUCAGAAGGUGGAGUAGCAGUUGGAAGAGACAGCAAAGUCAUGUCAGACCCUGCAACCGCGACAAGAACCAAGGCUGAAGGGAAGCUGUUGAACCCAAAGUGGAACUUAACUGCCUGGCCUGGCCAGCAGAGGUUACAGGUGGUUGGAGAGGACCAAGGAGGGCAGGCAUCCUCCUCAUCAGUCCUUACCAUGGAGGCAGAGACACUAGAACCACCAGCAGCAACAAAGCCUUUAGGACUGCUGUCGAAAGCUGCUUGGACCAAAAUCUCAUCUUCAUCAUCAUCAUCCAAAACCUCCUCCUCUUCUGGCUCUACAAAAAAAACUUUGACACCCCGAUCGACGUCUUCAUCCUCCACGCCAGCCAUUAAUGACAACAUCCAGGCAGGGAAGUCCAAAAAUGUCUCAGUAAUUGAUGUGAGCAACAGCUCCUCAGACGGCAGCAGCAACUUGACUUCAGAUGCUGUCCAGUAUACCAACGAGUCUGCAAGCAGCCUUCCAGCCUGGGAUCUCCCUACCGUUCCAGAGUCCCUCUUGUCCACCGUGGGCGACCAUGACAUCACACUUCCUGACAAUAUCACCAGCCCUUUCUCCACUCAUCAAUGGAAUACCACGGUGCCCGUACGCACCAGAACUUCCUCUCAGAUUACAACUACCACACAAACUACCACAGACACGCCGUCCACCACAGCAUACACACACUCUUUUCCAACAAACAUUAUUCCCAGUGCGAUUCCACCACUAAUGCCCACUGCUGCUCCGAGCACCGCAAGCUUGAACAGUGAGACUGACGACUCCCUGCAGGUGGUGACGCUGACAACAAUAAAACCCGCGAUGACCAAUUCUUCUGUGAGCACCUCUGCUUUGACAACGCCAGCACUGACCACAAGCAUUACUGUUACACUCUCCCCAAAUAGCACAGCUGCUGUAAACACUCAGCCAUCACCAAACCUCAAACUAACCACAGCAGCUGUAACUCAACCGGCAACCACCUCCAUUACUACUACUAGUACUAGUACUAUUAUUACUACUACUACACCUACUACUACAGCCCCUCCAACCAGUACAACCACACUUGCCCCAUCAUCCACAACCACCCCCGUUCCUAUACCUACUACUAACAAAUUUGCAACUACUACACCAGUACCCACCACCACCACCACUACUGCUGCUGCGACCAUAGCAGCUACUACAUCCAAAACGGUACCUCCUACCACCUUGUUUGUCCCCGUUCAAACUGUACCACCAGUGACUACGACCACAGAACACUCAAGCAGCACCUUUACAGAAGAAAGUCCUUUACCAUGCAACGUCACGGAGAAGUACUGGGUCAAAACCGUUCUGUCUGUUGAGAUCCGAAAGAACCGACUUGAUCUGGUCCUGAAACAGAAUCUGGCUAAAGGAUUGAGUCAUGCACUGCAGAGAGCGCUGAAUGACUCCACUGCUUAUGCACAGGUGGAACGUGAGGACUGCGGCCCAUUCAAUGUAACGCUGGGUUUCUAUGUGGCCGGUGUCAAAACUGUCUACAUUUCCUCUUAUGUUGUGGAGGCACUCAGCGUGUAUGGUUUUGAUAAGCUGCUCUCUGACAUCAGACAGCACACCACAUUGGUCAAGGCAGUUCUGGUUCCCGUGGCAGCCUGGAUGCCCACCCCGAAUAUUCAUUUCCAGCUAAAAACAGUGUUGAGGUUUGUUGGCCCGACAGACAACAUCUACUCCUGCAGUUUUGUCCAGAUGCUUGAGCAGAGACUGGAGGGCGCCUUUGAUGAGGCUCAGGACAAAGUGCUGGAGACCUACAGCAGGCUCACCGUGGAGAUCCAAAGUGUGUCCCAGGACCUGGGUUCUCCAUCAGUUUCCCUUGUGUAUGUGGUGAAGAAUCAGGACACAGAACUGAAUGGAACCAUCUCCAGUGGCCUCCUCAACCAAUUGACUGCUGAGCUGGUCGGCUACUUCUUGUUCUACCCGCCAUUGGUUAUUGCUGAGCCCCUCGAAUACCACAAUCUGAACACGUCCACAGCGACCAGGAACUACUGGGUUAUAACAGUGAUCCAGGACGUGGACAGGUCUUCCCUGGAGGCCAACUACCAGAGCUUUGCCAAUUUGAUGGAGCAGCGCUUAGCUGAGCUCUUCCAUGUGGCUGGCAGGCAGGGUUCUCAAACUUUGCGAUCCAGGCGCGCAACUUCAGUGGGGGCCUUCACCGUACAGAUGGUGAGCAUGCGUCGGCUGCCUGGUCCCAGGAACUCAGCAGAGAUGACAUAUUAUGCACUGUUGAACGGAGCGGCCAUGACUGGAACUACUGCCGCCAAGACGCUGAGUAGUUUGGACUCCCAGACCAUGGCAUUGACUCUAGGCUACUUUGUACAAGUGCAAGCUGAACCUGUGGUGAAGAUGCCACCGAGCAACCUGUGGAUCAUGGCUGUUCUCACGCCUCUAUGCUUGUUGAUGGUGGUAAUCGGCAUGGUGGUCUUCAUCCUCUGUAAAAGGAACAGGGUCAUCUUCAAAGCAGGCGCUUUCAGAAACUUCAAGAGUCGCACUAAGACUUCGUAUCGGCGGGAGGGCAGUUACCACCACCAGCCUGUGCAGGGUUUUGAUUAUGCCAAAAAGCACAUGGGUCGAAACGGUGACGAGGCCAUCUCUUUGAAAAAGGAGACAUUGGUGUUGGGACUGCCUGUGCGAGAUGCCCCGCUGUCAAUGUCAUUGGAUAAGAAGGUCUACCAGGACGGGACUGCCAACAAGAGGCCGCCAUCUGCCGACAUACACAAAGGAGGGCGGUUGCCAAGCGAGGAUGGUUCAAUGUCGAGUAACAGCUCCGGGAAGCUGAACGCCAGCAAGAGCUCCUCAGCCCGGAAGACGGCCACUGGUGGCAGCUGCAAGAACGGCAAGGAGGAUCUGCACAAGAGAAACACCAAUGACCCAUAUGAAGAUCAUACAGGAUCUUUACGGCUUAUAACCAUCAAACCCUUGACAGCACAGCCAACGUAUUCCUACCCCUUAUCCUCGUCUCACAGCCAAGACUCUGUCAUCGUUAAUGGCGAGGCCAAUCAUGGCGGGCUUAAGCCAAAGUCUGACAUCGAACACUACAGAAACAAACUGCGGCAGAAAGCCCGUAGGAAGGGUUACGGAGAGUUCUCCCUUUCGGAGAGUGGGAGCCAUGGAUAUGGUCGGCACAGUCGACAUAACAACGGAGUUAAGGAACCAAUGACAGCCGAGGAGAAGAGGGCCUCCUUCGCCGGAUGUCAUAAAAGGUACUCCCAUCCACGGGAGCCCGCUUAUUGGAGCAGGCAGUCUCUGAGCAGCCCCAGCCCAGUGGAAACAGAGAUGGACCUUCUGGUUCUAAGAGAGCGAUCUAGGCGGGGCAUCCGCAAUAACGGCUAUGAUGGUGAACCCGAGCCGUACGAGGAGACCAAUGUGGACCGUCUGAUGAGCUCUCUUGGUUAUGGAGGUGGAUCUACUGGCACCGGGAACGGUAGCCUGGGGGUGAAAGCUCACCGCGGCUCAGACUCCUCCACACUCAGCUCCCAGCCAUCCAUUGACGACGUCCGCACACAAAUGAACAUGUUGCUUGGCAACGCCUUCAGCCUGGCACACUCAGAACAUGACCCGCCUUCGCCUCCGACUAAUAGACGCCGCCAUCACCACCACCGUGCCCACAGCGCCUACAAACCGUCCCACAUGGGCCACUAUAGUGAUGGCGUGACCAGCGCACCUGGCACCAUGAACCAUCCCUGUGGAGGCAGGCAAAGGAGCCUGGGAUUUGACGAUUUGCACCAGUGUAGUUUGCCCAAACCGGGUUUCCGGUUCACGCAGCUCCCUGAUAUGGGUAUCGGGUCUCCCCCGCCACUGAUCCCCUCAAGACCAGGACCACUACCUGGACCUCCACUGCCACGUUCUAUUCCCGAUGUGAGCCUGAAACCUCGAGUGUCUGAGGCCUCAGACCUCCAAGCCCAACAGCACAACGGUGUUCCCUACCUGCCAUUGUCCAGGACCACCUUCCCUGCUGUUACUGUUGACCAGUCCAUCAGCACCUACUCAGGAAACCCAAUAACAGCAGUGUACGCAAUAUCAGCCAACCAACCAGGUUACUCUGACUACUUCGUCAUGUCGCCUCCAUCUUCGUACCGUAGUCCAUCCUGGAUGUCCUACCCGCCUGAGCCAGAAGACCUUCCACAGCAGUGGAACGACACCCCGAGCUCACGACACCUUGAAACUAUCUGCUGAAGUCCCGCGCCAUCGAGCUUUGUGUUUGUUUGGGUGGGAAGAUGACCUCUCUGUCUAAAGUUGUUCAAUUCAAGCGGAGGUUCCACUAUCUGGAACCACAUCCCAGAGACUUUCUUCUCCCCCACUUGGUCCGUCCUCACGGCCCCUCGCAGAUCUUCUUCAGUUUGCUUACCAACAGCCAUAUUUGUCUGAGACCCUGACCUAUACCCUUGGUUCCUACGUGGUGAGCACUGUACAGAACAACAACAAAAACUCCCUCAACGUGCUAUACUAUCUGGCGCUUGAAUAGCGCGAAGCCGUGCCUCGCAGUGUGUCCAGCUCACCGUCACGGCCCCCCUGCCCAGCACGGGACAGCACAUCCAGUCCAGUCCCCAGCACAGACCAGUAUCCUGGUCCACUUAUUAAACUGACACACAUAGGACUGGGCCAUCCUGGGCUUGACCCCGACUGACAUAAAACUGUGCUUUCUUUCUUUUGAUCUUUUUUUAGAAGAAUCUAAAUGUCUGUGUAAACCUUCUGCCACUAGUUAGUGUGUAAUUGAAACUCAAGUCAAAAAAAUGGAAAGAAAAGAAAAAAAAAAAAGAAAAAAUAUUUUCUGUCAAAUUUUUGGGUUUUAUACAUGUGCUUUUGUCUUUACAUUUGUGCAUUGACUACUGGAAACAAGUGGUUUUCUUUUCUUUCACUCGCCAUAUUUCAAAGCAAAAAAAAAAACAUUGGUAACACUUUAGUUUGGGGAACAUAUUCACCAUUAAUUAGUUGCUUAUUAACAUGCAAAUUAGUAACAUAUUGGCUCUUAAUUCGUCACUAUUAAGUACUUAUUAAUGCCUUAUUCUGCAUGGCCUUAUUAUACAAUUAUACAUUACUAACCCUAACCCUAACCAAAUAUCUACCUACUCAGUGGCCUUGUGGUUAGAGUGUCCGCCCUGAGAUUGGUAGGUUGUGAGUUCAAACCCCGGCCGAGUCAUACCAAAGACUAUAAAAAUGGGACCCAUUACCUCCCUGCUUGGCACUCAGCAUUAAGGGUUGGAAUUGGGGGUUGAAUCACCAAAAAUGAUUCCUGGGCGUGGCCACCGCUGCUGCCUACUGCUCCCCUCACCUCCCAGGGGGUGAUCAAGGGUGAUGGGUCAAAUGCGGAGAAUAAUUUCGCCACACCUAGUGUGUGUGUGACUAUCAGUGGUACUUUAACUUUAACAAAUAUCUCUAAAUUAAGUCUUUGUUACUUAGAAUAUGUGCCCCAUACCAAAGUGUUACCAAAACUUUAAAACAGAAACAUUUCUGUACUUUGUUUACUGUUUUUAAUGUAUGUGGAACAGUGGGGAAAAAAAUGAAUUACUCCCAAGUUUGUCAGUCAUUUUGCUCAGCAAUUUUUGUUGGCAUCGGCAUCGUCGUUUUUUGGCCCAGUCGGCUUUGAAGUGAUGACCUGCCACAAUUUUAAGUAUUUUUUUCAGAUAAAUGCCAAUUUACUUGAAAGCUGUCUGCCGUAUUCUACGGCAUAAAGACAUUUUUGAUUAUUUAUGUCUUGAAGAGGGGACUAUUGAGACGGAUUAUUAGUCACUGCACUAAGUAUUGCUGUUCAAGUCACCUGCUGGUAACGACCAGGCUGUGUGUGUGUACCAUGUCCAUGUACUUCUGUAUAUAGCAGAUGAUUUAUUGAAGAUAUUUAUGCAAGUUGUGCAGGAGGGGAAUUUUCUUGACAUUGUUCUGAUGACUUGUUUCUUUCACUGCAUUUUUGAUGCGGCCAUUGACAUCUGUGAAGGCUUUACACCAUUUUCAGAAACGUUUCGACCCAUUGUAUUAUUACUCAAAAACACCACCGUCAUCAUAAAAGGAAAUCUGGACCACAGGGACGUGCGGCGGAAGUUUUGCCCGCGAUGCAUCCGUUCGCUGCAUUUCCAACGUUUGAUCGAGCAAAUAUAGCCAUACGAGUCAAAGUAUUGCAAUCUUUUGUACAAGAAUGUCAAAGUCGAAGUAUUUACGCUAUUGCCUCUCGAGAGACGUGGACACUUUAGUACUCUGUGUAUGGUUUAAAGAGCUCCGGAUCACAGAGACGGUCGCCAAAGGAGAAAAUAGCCAUAUAUACAGUAAAUACAUUUGUUUUGCCAAGGGGAAGUCAAACAGCUAAUAUGUACAAUGUUUUCUCAGCCAAUGUUACCAAAAGAAAGAGGGCUUGGAAUGCUCUCUUGAGAGUUUAUGUAGAACAGACACAACUAAUAGAUAGUAUACCAUAAAGUUAGCACUUAAUAAAAGCUAUUGUAUAGCAUUCAAAUUCUAAAGGAAAUCUUAUACGUAAGUGUCAUAAUAUUAUUUGCACAUCUUUUUAGCUAAACCGAGUGUUCACUUUACAAUGUAAAUCCUCUACAACAUACAAAUUACAUCUAAAAUCCUUCUUACAGUAUGUCCAAGAAUCAGUCCACAGAAAUUUGAAAGUUAUAAAAAAUAGUCUUUUGUUUCAUUUUCAGGCCUUUGCAUGAUCUAUAAAAUAUGUGGAUCAAGUUGCCGAUUGAUGCUAUCCCUGCUUUGAAUCAUGAAUCAAUAAUACGUAGAUAACCAUUGCCACUCAUAAACAUUUCAUCAGAUUUCAUUAAAAUAUAAAAAACGAAAUAAAAGGGCGGAAAUGCUCUUGACAAAGUAAUUUCAGGACGGAGACUUGACGCGAUGCUAUGAUAAGUUGUUGUGCAAUGUUUGUGCUUUAUUCUGGAUGUGGCGAGAUGCGUUUAUUGAAGAUGGACUCUGGGAUGUCUUUUUUUAUUUCCUUAUUUGCAAAUGUCUUUUUGCUAUGGUGUCACCCUUAUGGUGACGGCGACAACAUAGAAUGCUGUUAGAUAUAGUUGCAGAAAAGUUUUGGUGAAUUUCAACAAUAAAGAUGAAUUACAUUUA